UUACUAAUUUGGGAAGAUGCACGUAUCACAUUGUCACAUGCCUUGUAAAAAUGCAUAAAAGUGUUACUGAGCAAAUGACCAGUAACACAGUUUCAGUGCAGAUUUCACCCGCGGUUUGGACUUUGAACCCUGGCUAACGAGACAGCGUCGCGAGCUUGAGCAACGCUGUUUGAACGCAAUUCAUGCGUGUAUUAGAAAACGUAACUAGCUAUCUUCGUUGCCGGACAAACCUUAAUGGUCUCGAGCAACACAAAGCGUCCUCAUUUUCCCCUGAGUGCGCAAAGCCAGUCAUGUUCCUCUGCCGAGGCGUCUCCUCUCACCUAUUCUCCCUUAAAUGUCCUCCAGCAGUACAGGAAGCCGUAUCUCUUCAGAAUAAAUGUGAAACCACAAGGUGGCGCACAUUGUAUGUUGAAAACAGGGGUAAAGUUCUUGUCUCUCCUCCCCUACAAACCUGCAACUCACCUCCCAUUUCCUGACUGCCUUCAUCAGCACAGACAAGCCUGAAUCAGACUACAGAAAUACAUCUCAGCAGAGCACAAGGCAAAGGAAAUUUCAAUCAAAAUCCAAUAAUCAGAAAAAUGGAUCCCAGCCAGUCUUUCAAUCAGCCUCCAGGGGCCUGGAAUUCAUCUGAGAAAUCAGCGAUGUUGUAUCCUUCGGCACCACCACCACCACCAUACCAGGCCAAUCCUGCUGGAUAUUGUCCUCCCUCCUUUCCAAGCCAGCCAUUCCCCCAAGGCCCCUGUGCCCUGGGGCUGUAUCCAGAACAGCCCGUGGUUGCUGUACAGCCUGCAGUUUUUGUGUCGGCCGCUCCACUGUCUUGUCCUGUGCCAGAUUACUUGGGUUACUCUAUUUUUACCAUGCUGUGCUGCUGUUUUCCUCUGGGCAUUGCUGCACUUCUUUUCUCCUUCUUUACUCGAAAUACCAACUACUCAGGACAGCGAGAAUUAGCAGAGAAGAACUCCAAAAUGGCGCUCAUCCUGAAUCAUGCUGCCCUUGGUACUGGCCUCAUUUUCAUUGUACUGUUGAUUAUUGUCAAUAUUGUGUUUUGAGUUGAUAAAAGCUAAUAGAGCUGUCAUGGUUGGAUGUAGAUAACAAACAGAUUUGAUUCUCUGCAUUGUAAAUGCUGUUUGCUCAAUGUGUAGCCAACUUUCAACAUAUGCUUUAAGUCUGAUUAUUGUAUGUUUUACUUUUUUACUUAUCUUGUGUGCAGCCGUGCUAAUUUGAACCUUUUUUUUACAUACAUUUGUAUUAUGUAAGUACAUGUAUUGACAUAAAAUACAUUCACUGACUACAUCUUUCAAAUAACUGUGCAUGAAUUAUUUUCUCACUCAGACACAAUCACUAUCAAAACUCUUUAUGUACCUACAGGCCUCAAACAAACAAACGAAUAUCUAAUCAGCAAUUUGCUGCAUUUCCACAGUAAUAAAAAAAUACUUUCAAAAGA
Messenger RNA from Onychostoma macrolepis, 1444 nucleotides. RefSeq names its product proline rich transmembrane protein 1B-like. The coding region runs from base 579 to 1049 and encodes 156 amino acids. Lineage: Eukaryota; Metazoa; Chordata; Actinopteri; Cypriniformes; Cyprinidae. The record is from RefSeq and is a predicted model, not a curated record. Gene Ontology annotation, cellular component: membrane. The transcript has 3 exons.